Molecule: messenger RNA, 2182 nt
Organism: Varroa destructor (honeybee mite)
Lineage: Eukaryota; Metazoa; Arthropoda; Arachnida; Mesostigmata; Varroidae
Source: RefSeq, a predicted model, not a curated record
AUAGAAUAAUGAUGUAAAAAAAGUGGCUUCAGUUGAAAUUUGUGUAGGUUGGUUUACUAAUGCAUAGGUUAAUUAACGAUUAUAGCAUACCUAAGAGUGAAAAAGCUGAUCUCUGUUAUCUUGACUUCCCGCCGAAACGUAAAACUAAUUUGUCUUAGAAAAAGACGGCAUAUGGUGGACGAUAACUCAACAAAAAUAUUCCCUGUUUUACGUCGAGUACUGGAAUCAUUGGCCUUACUUCAGACAACUGGUCCCUCCCAUCACAAAGCAAAAUGUAUCCACACCCGAACUCGCGCCCAGACCAUGACGUGUACGUAAGUUUAGUAGCCAAGCAUUUUACCCAUUGCAUAACUCAUCUGACGCGUGCAUAGCUUGAGCUGUAACGCUAUUAUGUAACGACUGAUGGUGUAAAUCCAACUGGAAAAUAGAGUGAGAGAAAUUUUCCAAUGCUUCGUCAAAACCUUCUCGGGAAGAGAACUGAAUAGGGUUCCAGUUAGAAAAAAUGCGAACAAUGCAGCCCUACUCUCAAAAUGAGCUAUACAAUACAUUUUCUUAAUAUACAUUUCGGUAUACAUAAACAGUCUUGGUAACCAAUUUCUUGAAACAGCAAGAUCUUUAGCUCCCAUGAUGCUGCCAUUAAUGCUUUCUGAUUGACAUAAGUAACAUAAUAACUUGUACUACAACAGCGACAGUGGAAAAUGAAUAUGCUUAAAGGGUAACCCAUCAUCUUCGUAAACAAUGAGCCCAUUUAGAUCACUAGAAGGAAGGCGAUAAUAAUGUUAUAGGUAUUAUACCUAUUUUUCUAACGAAAGGAUUCUCAGGUUUGCUUCAGCGACAUGUUUUUUUUGCCUCUGCAUUUUAUGAGCGAAUAUAUUAGAUCAGUUAAUACACGUAGUAAUGGAGCGCAUUCUCAUUGUCGGUAUUUGAUAGCUACAAGUAGAGUUGCAUAAAUAACCCGCAGGGCCCAUUAAGUGCAGAGCAGAUUGAGCGCGCGAAGCGCUGACCGACAGGUUGAAGUAUGGCGAACACUCUGGGGAAGUUGUCGCUUGGCAACGGCUUUACAUAACAUUGACAAUAACACCUCAAUUGGACGCGUUUUAACACGACCUCCUACUCGAAACGCGGUUCCGGAAAAACCUUUCAACAACGCUGCUAAUAUAUAAUGGAGGGGCGAGCCAGACAUUACGAUCAUUCGAACUGGUCGCCUGGCUCGGGCAGAACAUGGACCUACUCCAGCGGAGACACUUCAGAACAGUGUGCCGCAUUCAUGGAAGCGGUCAACUGUUCAUCGGUAGAAGAUAUUAAAGAUGAGAAUCUGCGCGAAGAGGUCCAACUUUGGCUACAGAGGUUCGUUUCACUACAAGUCGUCGGGAAGAACAUUCAGAAGGGCAAAACCCCCGUAUCAGCUACCGAUCAGCCGCUUCGAGUUGCCCAAAUCCCUUUGGAGUUCGAUCCGCCUCGAAUUAAACGCUGGAGCGCCGACGACGAAGCUCUUCGACAGUAUGUGAUAGAUAAACUUGCCGAAUCGAUGCGCAUUGAGGAGUGGAUGACCCCAGAAAACAGUAGUCAAUUCUUCGAUCCAGCUUCCAUUUCCGAGAAAAGUAAUAGAAGAGACGACAACCGCAUUGAGAUAUAUUCGAAUGGUAUUGGCUACGAUGACGACAACGGAAAAACCGCCAGAGGCUUUGACCGUAGAAGGCUGUCUAGUCAGCUCUCGGAAGCAUUUCAUAUAUUUGCAAGGACUACCGAUCUACCGCAGAUAAUUACGUCGACGGCAAAUCUUAAUUAUUAGAAAAGUCGCUAAAGGAGACAUAUUAUAACGUUCGAAGAAUAAAUACAUUUCUAGAUAAAUCAGUUUUCCUUAAAUCGACAACUAAGUUAGUAUAGCGAGCACCUCGAGCAGAUGAGUCACUGUUGGGCGACUAGCUAAACUCCAAGCACCCACCGAAAUAGGACUAAAUAAAAAACCGGAAAAAAAUUCUCUGGUACGGAAAAUCUAAAAAGAAUCUGGUUUUUAUUUUGCCUGAAUGAGAGUGAUUCUACCGUACUCUACACCUGUGUGGAGUCUUUGUUGAAUAUCCGAAUAAGGACUCAAAGAGAACAUUACAUUUCACGUUUUUUUUUAAUGACUAGGGCUUUACAGACGAAGAUUGUUGUUAUAGCGAGAAAGGAAAAAAUUAGC